GUCCAGGUUUAGACUUUGUUUAACCCUAGUGGUUUGCAUCUCUAUGUCAAAAUAUAGAUCUAAUUUACUCCUAACUGGAAUUUAAGGUGCUAUUUGUGUAAAACAUUUAAAACUAACUGAAAUUAUUAAGUUAAAUCUCCAAAAAUAUACUAGUACCAUUGUGGCAUGGACCCCGACGUCUCCAUAUCUUGCACCAUGGACCAAACCCCAGACCAGGACCCUCCAAAUGACCAGCAGAUCUCGGAGUGGAUGCCCAGCGGACAUGGUCUGGUGUCCAGUCUGUUCGGGUUGAAUGUGGUGCUGCUCGGGGGCGCUCUUUUGGCCGGGCGAGCGUUGACCGAUCGGGACGUUUUGUACUGGGAGCCGCAGCUGCUGUUGUUGUUCCUGAUGGCGCUCAGUGUGGCCUGGAUCCUCUGGUUUAUUUUGUGGGACUCCAGAAGACCAGGGUCCAGGCCUCACCAGGACCACCACGCCGGGGGAAUCCCUGUUAUGUUGGUACUGUUGCUGUUCGCGGCCCUCAGCGUGCUCCUGUGCAUACACAGACUCGGCUACAUCAUCACCAUGAGACGCUGUAAAGCUCUGGACCAGCUCACUAUGCCCAUGCUGGAGAUCGUGUUCCUCUGUCUGCAGUCAUAUUUACUAUGGGCCCAUUCCAAGGACUGCAUCCACAUCCACAAAACCGUCACAAGAGCCGGCCUCAUGGUGAUCCUGUGUGCUGACCUGUUACUGUGGCUCAAUGCUGUGACCGACGACACCAUUCACCAGGAGAUGGAGUUGGAUAAAGAGGACGGAAUAACUCCAGACAACUUUACUCGCAGUUUAGACAUUUUUGCGCUGGAUUCAUCAAACACCUCCUCUUGUCGCUGCAGCUCCGACCCCGCCUGUCUCGUUUUCCAAAAGGGCUUUGAGGUCUUGUUCCCCUUUUCCAUGGAAUACUACCUCAUGUCCGGAUGCAUGAUUUACGUUAUGUGGAAAAACGUAGGGCGUCAGACCUCUACCCAUCACCACAGCAACCACAAACUCACCUUUAAAAUCGUAUACCACGGAGGGUUCAUUUACGGACUCAUAUUUGGAGGUUUUGUGCUAAUCGCUGGGGUAGCAGUUUUCAUUUUGUAUCAGGUUUGGGUGGGACAGUUGCAUCACAGGCUUACGGCAUUUCUGUUAUUCUAUGGUUUUCAUUUAGCGGUGAUGCCAAUAAUGUCUUUUUCUUCACUGGUGGGUUUGUUGGUCCAUCGUCUUGAGAGAAGGGUUCAUGAAGGAGGACAUAACCCCACCCGGAGUUUGGAUGUCUUGCUACUCACUGUCACUGCUUUGGGACAGCUCGGUCUAUCCUAUUUUUCUAUGGUGGCUGCGUUUGCGAUCGGGACACAGGGAAUUCUGGGAGAUCUGGACUUGUCUUAUUCGGUGCUGAGUCUGCUGGAGUUGGUGCUGCAAAAUAUCUUCAUUAUUGAGGGGCUGCACAGACAUCCGAGUCUCAAGGCCAAGAAGAAGCCAAAGAGUACCAUGUUUAAGCUAAAGAAAAAAUCAGCUGAAUCAGAGGAGAGAAAGACGGGCAUCAUACUGUUGGAUGAAAAUACAACAGCGCCACCUGCUGCCCCGAAUCAAGAACGCAAAAACACUUGGAGUAAAGUAAUAAUACAAGAAGUCUGUGCAUUCCUCGUUCUCUCCAACAUCAUGCUGUGGAUCAUCCCUGCGUUUGGAGUGCACCCACAGUUUGAGAACGGUUUGGGGAAGCAGUUUUUCGGGUUCAGUUGUUGGUUUGUUUUGGUGAAUGUGGGUCAGCCCCUCACUGUCUUCUACAGGAUGCACUCGGUGGCUGCACUGAUGGAGCUGCUCCUCAACGCAACAUAAACAAAACAAAUGGAUUCCCCAAAUAUUUACAAUAUAUAAUAGUGCUGAAGUCCUUUAGGUAAAAUAGUUUGAAUAAAGAACACUUAAUCUUGAUUUGAUUUGAAUUUGUAAAUUUCACUUAAAAAUUAUCUAUCAAUGGAAUGGAAGUUUUCUGUACUUAAAAGAAAAUACAUCUUAUUAUAUAAAAAGGGGGGGUAUUAGGCAAAAUAAUUUUUUUUGAGUGUUUCUAUGUUUCUCCCAUGUUCCCUCAUCAAAAAACAUGCCUGAAGAGAACUGAGAUGUCAUUCAUGCAUGUUUGAGUAAUUUAGCGCUCUCUCCUGGACCCUUAGAUGUAAGAUUUGUCCAAGGCUCCGCCCACAAGCCUACGUCACCCAUGCUCCCACGUGACAAUGCUUCAUAAAUAUAUGAAAACAGGAUGAAAAACUGUACACCACACCUGAUGUACGCACGCUGAUUGUGUUGUGAUAGCAUUCUGAAGGGGGGUGACUUAGUGUGGAGAGCAAAAAGAGGCCAAGCCCUGGAUGUAUUUUCAAAAAAAUACAAGGUAACACUAAAUAUGGUAUGUGUUAUGCAGUUAAUAUCCCAUAGAAGUAAAACACAGCCUUUUUAAAAUGAGAAAAACAACAACCUCAGUAAACAGAAUCUUAAGUUGCUUGAAAAAAAUUAUAUUCCAUUCGUAGAUAAAUUUAACCAUCAAGUCAAAUCUAAUUUUAACUUAUAAAGAGAUUACUUUUUUGCUGUGCAAUGUUGUAGUCAAUCCUUUAUCUUAGUUAGGUUUCUGAGAUUUUUUUUGGGGACAACAGCAACGACAUCGAGGUGUGUAGUGACUUAUAGAUUUGAAAGUGAAUCAUGAGUUUAAUCUGCAUUUUUUUCAUAUAAAUACAGUUUCCUAGUACUUUUUUUCUGUAUAAAUAGUUGUUUUUGCAUGACCUCUCCCUGCAGGUGUAAUCUUGUGAGUGCAGAUUAGGUCAGACACAUAUUUUAUAGUUUGAAGAGUUUUGCCACGCCCCCUUUUUCGUCAACAACUGUUCUAAAUGGCAUGUCAUUAAAAACCAAAACAUGAUCCAAUGUUUAGUCAACCCAUAGCACAUUUUAACAUCCAUUUUAACUUGAUAUGUUACCAAUAGUUUAAUUUCAACAAAGAUUUUU
Molecule: messenger RNA, 3000 nt
Organism: Periophthalmus magnuspinnatus
Lineage: Eukaryota; Metazoa; Chordata; Actinopteri; Gobiiformes; Gobiidae
Product: proton channel OTOP3-like
Exons: 7
Coding region: 166-1851 (561 amino acids)
Biological process (GO): proton transmembrane transport
Cellular component (GO): membrane
Molecular function (GO): proton channel activity
Source: RefSeq, a predicted model, not a curated record